AUGGCAGAAGACUGUGGGAGUGGAUGCGGAGACGUGCUCUCCUGGACUGACUUCACCACAUCUGAUCUGUACAAUGUUAACACUCAAGAUAUAUAUUGUGAUGUUGUCCCGUCUACCGAACUGCCUGACAUGGCAUCGAGUAGUCCAAUUGUGAAUGAUAACGUAUCAGCCAAGGAGACGUUGUAUAUAACCUCGAAUAAUACGCAUGGAAGUAUCGCUGCAUCAUCAAGCAAAACAUACAGUAUAUCAACGUCAACUGCAAGUCCGGACAUCACUGAACCAACCACAAAUUCAUCAUAUAUACAAAAGACGAGUCCAGUAGACAUGACCACGGUGGGCUAUAGUGACCCUUCUAAAAGCAAAACUGACAUAGAAGAAACCAGUUCCAGUGCUUCUCCAGGUGCAUUGACAACAGCAAGACCAGACAUGCAACAAACAAGUUUAAAUAUGGGCGUCAUUUUAUCAAGCACUGUUAGAUAUGGCGAACCAGAAUUCAGUUCAAGUGUGAAAGUCAUUGCGUCCACCACAGGAAGACCAGACACAAUAUCGAGUAUGGGCACCACAACAUCAACAACAGUAGGACCAGAUAUAUCGGAUGCAAAUACCGGUGGCAUCAUUGCUUCAACCACAAACAGACCUGACAUAUCAAGCGAGGUGUCAAGUCGCAGCAUGAAUACGCCGGCAAUGGUACAACCAAACAUAUCAGACACAAUUUCAACAAAACAACUCUAUAUAUCACACGCAAUUUCAAGCGUGGACAUAACUAAAAUUGGCUUCACUGCAUCAUCAACACGGAGCCAAGGCAUACGAGAAGCAAGUUCAAGUGAAAGCAUCUUCCCAUCAACAUCAAGAAGGUCUGACAUACUAGAAAUAAGUUCAAGUGAGGGCUUCGCUGCGUCAACUUCAGGAAUACCUGAUACAUCGUCAAACAAGCCAGACAUACCAGACGCAAAUGUGAACAUCACUGCAUUAGCACCAGAAAGUCCUGACACACCAGAAAUCAGUUCAAGUGAGGGCAUCAUCACAUUAACCUCUAGAAGCCCAGACAUGCCAGACACAAGUUCAAAACAAGGCAUUGUUGUAUCAACGUCGGCAAGACCCGUCGUUCCAGAAAUCGGUAUCGCAUCAACAUCAAAAUGGCAGGAUAUAUCAGACACAAGUUCAAAUAAAGGCAGUAUUGCGUUAACGUCAGAAAGACCUGACGUACCAGAAAUCACUUCCAGUGUAGGCAUCAUUACAUCCACAUCAAGUCCUGAUGUACAAGUGAUAAGUUCAAGUGUCGUUACCCCUGCAUCAGCAACAGCAAGGCCAGAUAUACCACAAGAAGGUUUAAGUACACGCAUUUCUCCAUCAACCACUAUCACUUCUAAAUUUACAGAGACAAGUACAGGUAUUGAGCAUGGAGAAUCAAGCUUAAGUGCGUCUUACAUUCCUGCGGAGAUUUCUAGGACAAUUCCAAGAACUUUAACUGCAAGUACUUACAGUAAAACGCUGACGAGUAUACCACCAGAAUACAAAUCACGCUCACAAUCAUACACCACGGUACGCAGGAGCACUGAAGAAGUAUCAACUGAAAACAAAGUGAUACAACCAAAGCAAACAUCUGCUACCCCAGGUUCCUGUGACGAUGCCGAAUAUAGUCAAACGUCGUUUGUCUUCCGACCUAUCACAGACACAGGCAGCUACGUCAGGCAUUACUUGUUACAGGGCAGGGAGUUCACCCAAUUCACUUUAUGCCUAUGGAUAAAGCUAAACAGUCUGAGUGAGCUGAGAACCCUUGUACGAUACGAAACAGUCAUGCACACGAACGAGAUUGUGAUUAAUGUUGGCACGAUCAGUCAAAUCACCGGAGUAUCUUUAAUAAUAUCAGAUAAUAUAGAAAUUCUCCGAGAAGUCCCCUUACAACUAAACAAAUGGCAGCACGUGUGCAUCGAAUGGGAUUCACUUGGUUCUUCAGGAGUGCUAAAGAUUUUUCUUAAUUACGCAACUGUUUACACGAUGUCAAUACCAGUAGCCGAUGUAGUCAUUCCGGGAACUGGCUUCUUCACGCUUGGAGAUAUAGAACACAGCUUUGUUGGGGAAAUUGCCUUUCUUAACAUGUGGUCGCGUGUAUUGACCGGAAAUGAAAUACGUGAUCUAGCUAAAGAUGGUGCCAAUGGCUGUGGAGAUAUCAUUUCGUGGUCAGACUUUAAGGACUCCAUAUUUUUUAAUGUUGACUUCGGCGAAUUCAAAGAUAUCGCUUCUGAUUUGCCAACUACGCUAGGUCGUGUUGAAACAUCCGUACCCAGCAUUGGAGUCGAGUAUACUUCAGCAGUAAUGCCAACGUCAAAGACGGUCCUCCUAGAGACAAUCAUUAACAGUCGACAAACUGGUGAAUCAAGUUCUCUGCUAAACACUGAACAGACCGCUGUGACGACGCAACCAGUUAAUUCAGGAAGCCCAUUUUCAACUGUUACUACUAGCCAAACAACUGUGCCGUCAUCAUCAAAAGUGUCUACAGAACGUGUACCAAUAGAGCUUAUCGGCGGUGGACGGCGUACACACAACUCACUUACUGUGUUAUCAACGAAGCGUAGGAAGGGUGUUACACUCAUGUGUAUUUUUAGCAACAUUCCCAAUCAAGAUCGGUCCUAUACUCAGCAGCAAUUGUUUGGUUACGAGUACGUUGCAUCGCUUCCAACGUUUUCCUGGGGAUAUUACAGGAAUCGUUAUGGCAUCCAGGCGUACACCACCACACCAAUGUUUGUAAAACUUGUAAAUUACCAGUAA
Messenger RNA from Saccoglossus kowalevskii, 2769 nucleotides. Its product is annotated as chitinase-like protein PB1E7.04c-like. The record is from RefSeq and is a predicted model, not a curated record. Lineage: Eukaryota; Metazoa; Hemichordata; Enteropneusta; Harrimaniidae.